GCAGUCCGAUCGUUUGUUUUUCAUUGGUUCGUGUCCGUCGUUCGCUGUCGUAUAAAUGCGUCAAUUUACCGCAGUCGAAGCUCACAGCCCGACGUCUUGCGUCUGAGCCUUCAGGUUUGGUCGCGGGAUCGAGGUACGAGGUAACUCGACAACUCGUACCCUAAACGCAACAGAAUUUGUUAAAUAAAAUCCUGUCGCCGUAAACGUUGUUUCGCCAUUCGUCGUCGUCCUGUCCGGGGCCAAGUGCUUUACGGGGGGAGUAAAAAACAAAACAUAAACAAAAUAUCAGACCAAACUCGAAAAGCGUUUCUGAGCGUCUGCUCUUGUCUUGCUUUCGGGAAUUAUACGGUCGCGUAGGUAGGUACCGUGCAGUAACAACGGCACAUUAAACUGAUCGAGACGGCGGCUGGUCUGGAAACCGUUCGGCCGCCGCCGUAUCCUCGUCGGAUGCGUCGGUAUACUGUUCGUAAUUAGUCCGACCMGGUCGUCGGACAUGGGCCGAAAUUUGUUAUUGUAAUCGUUCAGUUUUUCUCAUCAUGCCCGGCGAGACGACUAGCGAAAUGACGGAACAACAGGUAUCCAUUGUGGAUGAGGACUUGCUGAAACAGUCGAAACCUGACUUGCCUGAUAAUAAACUUCCUGAUGAUGUUCCUAACGAAUCAAUAUCUAUUCCAUCAAUAAAUGAGUUACCAAAUGGCUUAAAGCGACCUUUGCCAGAUGGAGUAGACAGCGAUAAGAAAAAAAAAAAAAGACUAACUGAUACAAGUGAUGAUGAAUUUGAAGAUACUAACAAUGAUGAUAGUGGAAAAAAUCAUAUUGAAAUUUUGAUACAAAAAGUUUCAGAGUCCCUAGAAAAUACAAUAGAUGAUAUAAAAUCUAAUGUUUCGAAUAAGACACACAAUAUUAAUAAUGAAACAAAUUCAUCCUUUAGUAUGAUUAACCAUAAUGGCAAAAAUAGUGUUGAUGAUCAAAAUUGUAAGGAUGAUUAUCUUGAUAAAAAUACUUUAAGUAAAGAUAUUAGUAAGAAAAAUGAAAACGAAACAAGUAAUUUAAAUAAAGUUAAUAAUAGUUCUAAAUGUAUUGAAAACAGUGUGGAAACUGUAAAAAAUGGUAUAAAUAAAUUAACUGAAAACAAUAUUCUUACUGCCAAAAGUAUUUCAUGUUUAAAUAAAUCAUUAUCAUCAUCAUCAUCAUCAAAUUUAGAUAUUGAAAAUUCUGAUCUUAAAAUCAAAAAAGUUGUUAAUGAUAUCCCGGUAAAUGAAAAUAUAUCUUUAGCAGGAAAUCAUUCAACUGUAACAGAAAGUAAUUUAAAUCAUUCAAGUACUAAGAUAUCUAAAAUUGAAAACAUCGAAAACAUUGCAAAUAAUAAUAAAAAUACUGCAGAAAAUUUGAAGGCAUUUGAAAAUAAAACACAAAAUUUAACAAAAAAUACUGAUGAAACUAAAAUUAUAGAAAGUCGUCCAUGUAGUAGUAAUACAAGCAAUGAUUGUUCUGAUGACAUUGGUAAAGAUUUUGAAGUUAUAGAUUCUGAUUCUAAUUCUGAUGUUUCAUUAUCUGAUUUAUCUGAUUUACCCGAGGACAUUAGUAAUAUUGUAAGCGGAGUACAUCAGAUGACCAAAGAGAGUUUUCCACAGUUAUUAAAAUUGUUUAGUAAAAAAGAAUUGACUUUUGACCAAUUUGACAGCUUGUGUACACAGAAAAUUAUUGAAAUUAUGACAGAAAGAUCAUACAUGGGUAAAGAACGUUCAGAACUUCAGUUGUUGAAGGAAAGAGAAAAACAUUGGCGGUUAAAAUAUUGUUCACUAAAUAGACAGUUAAAAGAAAUCAAGACUAUUGUGAAUGUUCAUAGACAAGACUUAAAAAACAAUGAACAUGCUAGACCACAUUUAAUUACAAGGACUGUUGGUUUGCAAGCAGUGUUAUGUCCAAAAAAGGAAAGUAAUAUGAAGUUACCAAAAUUAGCUACUCCUUUGCCAAAAACUGAUAAUAAACCUGUAAGUAUUGUUGUUGAUGAUGAUGAGGAUGAUAUUGAAUUAGAUGUAAUAAAAUCUGGCAAUCCAUCAACUUCAAAUAUUACAAAUACGCCUACAAAAAAGCAAAUUUCUCCUUUAGUUACUGCAUCAAAAUCGCCAGUGUUAUCUCCAAAGACUAUUACUGCUGCAAAGUCUUCAAAUCCUAUCAAAAUUGGCACUGCUACUAUAGAUCUAACAGAAAAUGAUGAUUUAAUUGAAAAAACAAAACUAAUCAAUUUGAAAGGAACAAUAUCACCUGUUAAAGUUCUUCAUCGCCGAGGUGCAGCGACUAUAAUAACAACACAGAAUGCCAGUUCAUCAAAAACUUUGACUCAAGUAGAGCUACCUAACAAUCCAUCAUCCUCUUCAAGUUCUAUGACUAGAAUUGCUUCAAGCACUCCUCAUCAGACAAGUAUUUCAAAUAAAGGUACCAUGAAUACAAGUCCAAAAUCCAAAAAUAUCAAACCAUUUUUAAUCGAUGUGUCACGUGUGGAACCUGUAAUAGUUCAGCCUUGUGCGGUUGCUUAUACUGCACAGCAUGUUCCAGUAUCUCGAAUAUCUGGUACAUUACAACCAAUCUCAACGACCCCUCGCCAAAUAACAGUGUCACAACUUUCUGCAUCAUUAAAAACAUUAACUCCAGUUUAUUCAACUUGCCAAUUACCAGUAGCUCGUGUAUCUGGAUCAUUGCCUGGCAUUUCCUUGCCACAGGCGUCUCUUGGAACAGCUAUUACUGCAUGCCGGUUACCGAUAUCAAUACGUACAAUAUCUCAUCCUACUUCUAUUGAAAGGAGUUCAACAGGAUCUCAAUUAAACAGACCACCACCUCCUGCGAUACUAUUACAUCCUUCUCCUGUGCCUGGAAUUCCAAAUCAAAAGAGUCUUCCUUCAUGGAAAAAAUUACCUCCUGCACCUAAAUUGACCAUUAGUAAAACAAUAGCAGUAAAUAAUAUGCCCCAAGCAUUAGUGCUCUCAUGGACUAUGAAUAUUAAUAAGACAACUGCAGACAUAGUAAGUUAUCAGGUAUUUGCUUAUCAAGAGACCCCUGAUCAACCACCUAACAUUGACCUAUGGAGGAAAAUUGGUGAUGUAAAUGCCCUUCCUCUACCAAUGGCUUGCUCACUUACUCACUUUACAAACGGUGAAAAAUAUCAUUUUUUAGUUAGAGCUGUUGAUGUAUACACUCGUGUUGGGCCAUUUAGUGCACCAAAAAGUAUCUCAUGAAUGAUUUUAAAUGUUUGACAUUUGCAAGUUAAUCUCCUAGCACAAUGUUUCUUACAUCAUGAGGUUAUUAUUGGGCUUAUUUUCGUGCUAAAUAACUUAAUAAUUAUUUAAGUCUUACAAAUKAUUUUUAUUAUUUUUUUAUUUUUGUGAUCCAUCAAUAGUG
Molecule: messenger RNA, 3399 nt
Organism: Diuraphis noxia (Russian wheat aphid)
Lineage: Eukaryota; Metazoa; Arthropoda; Insecta; Hemiptera; Aphididae
Biological process (GO): regulation of DNA-templated transcription
Cellular component (GO): nucleus; transcription regulator complex
Molecular function (GO): protein binding; transcription coregulator activity
Source: RefSeq, a predicted model, not a curated record